AUGAAUGCCAUGGUCCCCACAACAAACAUGGCUGCAUUGAUGGUGAAGCUAGUGAACACGACCAAUGUACUGUUCGACCUCCUCAACCUACACCCAUAUGCAAUGAUGCUUCCAAUGGACGAAUCCACGGGAGGUAGAAAUAAAAUUAAAAUAUUAAACCGUAUCUUCAGCAAUCACAAACUCCGCAUCCGAAAUAAAACUCCCAAUUGCACUUCUAAAGGGUGUGUAACAAGCGAUAACGCAUCCAAUAAGCGCACAGCCAAUGAAUGUGUAACAGACGAUUAUGCAGUUGUAGAUUGUUCGGGAGAUGUAUCUCUGGAUCAGAUGCUCAAGGAAGCCGAUAACCCAGAGUGCAAGUUUUACCACGUAAAGUCGAUAAUAGAUCGCCUGGACAAAAACAUUACGGGGUGUUUAAUUCUAUUGGCCAAAAAGCACAAGUACAAGCAGGGCAUUGUGCCCUUUGCUGGAGGAGUGAUUGAAAUCGUGGAUGAGAAUGAAAGGUCUAUUCAAGCAAUGUGGGCCAGUACAACACUUGAUACUCAAUUGGAUGCAUUAUUAGACGCAUUUUGCAUACGACUAUGCGCACAUGCUUAUCAAAUGUCACUCCCGCACAUAAAACGGGUAAAACAUGGUUCUAGACUAGUGUCUGUAUAUCAUUCUGUUGCCCAGACGUUUCCGAGUUGCGCUUACGAGUUUAUUAAAAACUCUAUGAAGAUGUCAAUGCAUGUGGAUCGGCCCAAUUUCACUGGGCAACACAGUGAUAAUCCUACUGUGCAAUGUAAAUGCACUAAGGAUGCUUCCCAAAUGGAAUUACAAAUGACAUUUUAUGGAAUUUCCGAGUCGCGGUUCACUACUAUGUACCAAAGCACAUAUGAGAAGAUAAUAACUCGUCAUAUUAUCCAGGCAAAUAAACCAGUUUCGCCAUUUUACCUGAUGAACCAGCCAAAAGAUCAUGAUGAUAACAAUAAUGAUAAAUUUAGAAGAAAGAUUGGCCGAAAACUCAGAUCAUCUCUUGAUAUGGAAUUUGUAGAAAAUUGA
Messenger RNA from Babesia microti strain RI, 1038 nucleotides. RefSeq lists its product as hypothetical. Lineage: Eukaryota; Apicomplexa; Aconoidasida; Piroplasmida; Babesiidae. The record is from RefSeq and is a predicted model, not a curated record. The coding region runs from base 1 to 1038 and encodes 345 amino acids. The transcript has a single exon.